Molecule: messenger RNA, 5508 nt
Organism: Myodes glareolus (Bank vole)
Lineage: Eukaryota; Metazoa; Chordata; Mammalia; Rodentia; Cricetidae
Source: RefSeq, a predicted model, not a curated record
AACUUGGGACCCGUGAGCUGACAAAUGCUCUUGGCCGCGGUGGUGACAGGUUGCCCAGCUUCUAACUGCCAUCUUCAACGACACUAAGGUUAACUCGGAGUGCUCUAUGGACGGCUACUUUCUCUUCCCAAGGGCGUGAAGAAUCUCCUCUUUCUCCCGUGUUUUCACCCAAAACUUCUCCUUGGAUAAUUGUCGUCUUGGAAGAAGUGAGCCUGAGUUGGACAUCCUCAUCUGGGUCACCUAAAAAAGAGCAAGCAUGCAGGACGACAGCAUAGAAGCAUCUACUUCCAUCUCUCAGCUUCUCAGAGAAAGCUAUCUGGCUGAAACCAGACAUCGCGGGGACAACGAGCGGAGUCGAGCGGAGCCUUCCUCCAACCCUUUCCACUUCAGCAGUCCUUCAGGGGCUGCCGAAGGAGGAGGGCAAGAGGACCUUCCGGAUCUGUCGGCCUUCCUAAGCCAAGAAGAGCUGGAUGAGAGUGUCAAUCUGGCAAGGCUGGCCAUCAACCACGACCCUCUGGAGAGAGUGGAUGAAGCUCAAGCUAGGAAACGUCUGUCUUCUGACAAGACGAAGCUUUCGCCCAAACCAAGCUUCGAACCUGCCUUCUGCCAAGACAGCCCUCGAGGUCCUGGCAGCUCUAAAGACAGUCCCCCGGAGACAAAGAGGCCACAGUACAGUUCUGAAAGCCAGUCUAAGAAAGUCUUCCUAAACAAGGCCGCCGACUUCAUCGAAGAGCUGUCCUCCAUUUUCAAGGCUCACAGCUCCAAGAGGAUCAGACCUCGAACCUGCAAAAACCACAAGAGCAAACCGGAAUCUCAAAACAAAGUCCUGCAGGAAAACAGCCCCGCUUUCUCAGAUCUGACAGAGAGGCGGGAAAGAGCAUCGGUACCCAUCCCUAUCCCUGCAGACAGCAGGGACAACGAGCUGAACCACGCGAUAGAACAGCGGGAAGCUAAGAGGCGGGAGGCUGAGUUGGCUGCGGGUGAGGCUGCUGCUGGAGACAGCACCCCGGGGUCUUCACCUUCGUCCCUGUACUACGAAGAACCUCUGGGGCAGCCUCCCCGCUUCACACAAAAGUUACGGAGCCGAGAAGUUCCCGAAGGAAGCCGAGUCCAGUUGGAUUGCAUAGUGGUAGGAAUUCCACCGCCCCAAGUAAGGUGGUACUGUGAAGGCAAAGAGCUCGAAAACUCCCCAGACAUUCACAUCGUGCAGGCCGGAAACCUGCACUCGCUGACCAUCGCCGAAGCCUUUGAGGAGGACACAGGGCGGUACUCCUGCUUCGCUUCCAACAUCUACGGGACAGACUCAACGUCUGCUGAGAUUUACAUAGAAGGAGUUUCUUCCUCUGACUCAGAAGGGGACCUUAACAAAGAAGAGAUGAAUCGAAUCCAGAAGCCAAAUGAGUUGUCAUCUCCUCCCACUACCUCUGCAGCCAUUCCUCCAGUAGCCCAAGGCCAGCCCAGAGUGUCCACCGUCCAGCAGUGUCAGAGUCCCACCAGCUAUUUGCAAGGACUGGAUGGGAAGCCUAUCAUCGCGGCCCCAGUGUUUACGAAGAUGCUACAGAAUCUGUCAGCCUCUGAGGGCCAGCUGGUUGUCUUUGAGUGCCGGGUCAAAGGAGCCCCGUCCCCGAAAGUCGAAUGGUACCGAGAAGGAACCUUAAUAGAAGACUCUCCAGACUUCAGGAUCUUACAGAAGAAACCUCGGUCCAUGGCAGAGCCAGAGGAGAUCUGCACUUUAGUCAUUGCUGAGGUGUUUUCGGAAGAUUCCGGAUGCUUCACAUGCACCGCAAGCAACAAAUACGGCACCGUGUCCAGCAUCGCCCAGUUGGACGUGAGAGGAAAUGAAGACGGCAGUGAUAACGGGGCCCUUCACUCCACAAACUCAAGUACCACCCUGGCUGUGGCUGAGCAACAGCCCUCCCCACCCAACCCAGAGCCUCGUUCUGAGGAACAGCCCCCAAAGCCCAAGCUUGAAGGCGUCCUGGUGAACCAUAACGAGCCCCGCUCCAGCUCCAGGAUCGGGCUACGGGUGCACUUCAACCUGCCCGAGGAUGACAAAGACAGCGAUGCCCCCUCUGGCAGUGGAGCGGCCAACGCCAGCCACACUAGGCCCGACUCCUUCCCUGAGAGGUUCAACGGACAGGAAGCCAGGACCCCAGAGCCUUCCUCACCUGUCAAAGAGCCCCCUCCGGUCCUGGCCAAACCCAAACUUGACUCCACCCAGUUACAGCAGCUUCAUCACCAAGUGUUACUGGAACAGCAGCAACUGCAAAAUGCGUCUCCUUCAUCACCCAAGGAGUCCACUUUCAACUUUAGCGCCUUGAACUCGGCUCCCCCCGCUCCCCCCGCUCCCCCGGCUCCCCCGGCUCCCCUGGCUGCCCCGGCAGUGACCAUUUCCAGCAAGCAGGUGAAGAGUCCUGCACCACAGACGUUCAACUUGGCCCGGCCGAAACAUUUCUUCCCCAUUGCAAGCACUUCCACGGCAGCUGUGUCCCCAUCCAGCUCCCCAGUCUUCACCCUGAGUAACACUCCUCAGACAAUCCAGAGGACGGUCAGUAAAGAAAGCCUUUUACUGUCUCACCCCUCUACGCAAGGCAGAUCUCCAGCAGGGCUCUCCAUCCAAAAUGAGCCCCCUCCUCCACCAGGCCCAGCAGAACCGGCAGCACCGCCACCACCACCACCGCUAGCUUAUCCCACCCCCAGUGGAAACCAGUUUCAGCCUCACUGUGUGUCCCCAACUCCCGUCUCUCCUACCGGUCGGAUUCAGAACCCAGUGGCUUUCCUCAGCUCUGUCCUGCCUUCUCUCCCAUCCAUUCCACCCACCAACGCCAUGGGGCUGCCUAAAAGCGCACCAUCCGUACCGCCCCAGGGUCUGAUGAAGAAAACCACAAAGGCUUCUCCGGCAAUGAGUGACGAUUACAUCCUGGAGACUAAGAACUCAGUGAUUCUAGACUUGGGGAAGAAAGUGAAUUUCGGUGAUCUCAGGUCACACCAGCAGGAGUAUAAAAUUUCGAGCUUUGAGCAGAGGCUGAUGAAUGAGAUAGAGUUCCGCUUGGAGCGCACGCCCGUGGACGAAUCCGAUGACGAGAUCCAGCAUGGUGAAAUCCCCACGGGCAAGUGUAUCGCACCCGUCUUCGACAAAAGACUCAAGCACUUCCGGGUGACGGAAGGCUCUCCGGUCACCUUCACCUGCAAAAUUGUCGGGAUCCCGGUUCCAAAGGUUUAUUGGUUCAAAGAUGGGAAGCAGAUCUCUAAGAGAAGUGAGCACUGCAGAAUGAGGCGAGAAGGAGACGGGACCUGCUCCCUGCACAUCGAAUCCACCAACGGUGACGAUGAUGGGAACUACACCAUCAUGGCGGCCAACCCCCAGGGGAGAAUCAGCUGCUCUGGCCACUUGAUGGUCCAGAGUUUACCCAUUCGAAACAGACUCAGCCCUGCCGGUCAGUCUCACAGGGGAAGGGCCAGAAUGCAAGAGAGAGACAAGGAGCCUCUACAGGAGCGCUUUUUCCGCCCACAUUUCCUGCAGGCCCCAGGGGACAUGGUGGCUCAUGAGGGCCGUCUCUGCCGGCUGGACUGUAAGGUGAGUGGCUUACCGCCCCCAGAGCUGACGUGGCUGCUCAAUGGGCGACCCGUGCUACCAGAUGCCUCCCACAAGAUGCUGGUCAGAGAGACGGGGGUUCACUCUCUGCUCAUCGACCCGCUCACUCAACGCGACGCAGGGACCUACACGUGCGUGGCUACCAACAAAACUGGGCAGAAUUCCUUUAGUUUGGAGCUCACCGUAGUAGCCAAAGAGGUGAAGAAAGCACCCAUGAUCCUGGAGAAACUCCAAAACAGUGGUGUUCCUGAGGGCCACCCGGUGAGACUGGAGUGUCGUGUCGUGGGCAUGCCCCCACCCGUGUUCUACUGGAAGAAGGACAACGAGACCAUCCCUUUCAGUAGAGAGAGGAUCAGCAUGCACCAGGACACAACGGGCUAUGUCUGCCUCCUCAUCCAGCCAGCCAAGAAAUCUGACGCCGGCUGGUAUACCCUGUCAGCCAAGAAUGAAGCGGGCAUUGUGUCCUGCACAGCUAGGUUGGAUAUAUAUGCUCAGUGGCACCAGCAGAUCCCGCCACCUAUGUCCAUCCGUCCCAGUGGCAGCCGCUACGGGUCUCUCAGCAGCAAAGGACUUGACAUCUUCUCUGCCUUCUCCUCCGUGGAAAGCACAAUGGUGUAUUCCUGCACUUCUCGGAGCAUGGUGGAGAGCGAUGAACUUUAAGGAUGGCUCAGUGCCUGCUGUGUGAGAGGGUGGACUUUGGAGGGGAAGGAAGACCGGCCAUACGCAGUGGUUUCCAAACAACCGCAUUUGAGUGAGUUCCCAUCCUGCUGGACCCGUGGCCAGAAGUGUUUUAAGUAAGUUGGCUGGGGCUUUUUAAGCCUUGGCUGAGGGAGAGUUAUAGGGCUGUGCAUCUUAGAGAUGCACGUAGGCAAUCCUCACAAACCAAAGGUACCAUACAACUGCCACCGCGGCCUGAGGGAGUGGGGAGCAAGCAUGCUCCCCCACACUGCGUGUAAGGGACAUUAGGCCCAACUAGGAGCAAUUAGGAGACAUAGCCAGGGCUGAGAGAAGUUAGUGACUUUAGAAUAGAUGCAAAAGAGAAAGCUGGGGAGCCCAUCAUCGCCUUUCAUGGAUUACACCCAUAGCGGUCAUCUUGGUGAAUUCACUAGAUGAGUUCCCACUUAACAUUAGAGGAUCUUGUCAUACUCCUCUCCGCCCAAGUGGUGAGACUCUUCACUUGCAUAUCCUGCCUGUGGAAUCACAUGAGAAGCCAAAACGUGCCUGAGAUUUAAAAGCAAAAAGCAAACAAAACCAACCAGGACACCCAAGAUUUCACAGUGCACUUGUUACGCAGUCAAAACAAGGCUCCAAACAAGGCUGCCACCGGCCUACCUCCAUCAUUUUAGGCAGACAGUCACACCCACACCCACCCCCAGUGCCUAGACUGGCACCAGGCACAACGGAGACCUUCACUAGACCUCUGCUGCUGAUGACAUACUCAGCUCUCUGCCAUGCUUAGGCCAAUCCAAACAUGGCCCCCAGAGUGUCUGUCACAGCAUCUGCUUCAGACAAGCCGGGGGUGUGAACUGGAGGUGUCUGGUCUGUUACCAAAUCCCUGCGCUCAGAUCCCUGGUGUUCUCUGUGCCAGGUCCCCCUCCGCCGGGGAUUUUUAGCUGGAGAUGGUAAUUGCUUUAGAAAGGCUUGAGAGUUUCUUUGCUUCAAGGCAAGGAUUUGCAGUAUAAAAAUAAAUUCAUUUACUCAAGAAAUCAGCCGUGUUGUCUACUCUGUGUAAGAUGCUGUGCCGGGUACCGUGGGCGACAGGAAAGUAGGAAUAAGGGGGCUGGAGAGUUGAUUCAGCAAAUAAAGGUGCUUGACGCCAAGGCAGAGAACCUAAGUUUGAUUCCUGGCACCCACAUGGUGAAAGGUGAGGGCUCAGUCACUCUUACAAGCUGUCCUCUGGCCUGCACACACAC